Messenger RNA from Mesorhabditis belari, 621 nucleotides. The record is from the annotation of a GenBank genome assembly. NCBI's taxonomy places the organism in Eukaryota, Metazoa, Nematoda, Chromadorea, Rhabditida, Rhabditidae.
AUGCACGUCUACGAGUACGCGUUUGUCCUUUUCCCGACUUCUUUUCUACAGUAUACUCUCACUGCCGCACACUGGGGAAUGGUGAUGUAUGGGAGUCUGUUUUGUCAGAGCCUCGUCCUUUUGGCAUUUCAUUUUGUUUAUCGCUAUAUACUCAUAUGCAAAACAAAUUAUCUGUAUUUGUUCAAUUCGCCAAAAUAUAUCCCGAUUCAUUUCGGGAUUUGGCUUGGAAUGGGAAUCAUUUGGGGAACUGUACUGCACAAUUUCAUGUUCUACACCGAACCAUAUAAAAAUUACCUCCAUGACGUGCUUUGGGAAACGUACGAAUUCGACGUGAACACGAGUGCGAUUUUGGGAUUAAUGUACAAGAAAAGAAAUGAGGACGGGGAAGAAGUUUGGGAUCUCCUUGAGUUAUUCGCUUUCUCUGUCUGCAUGACCGAGCUUGGGAUCACCUUUUCGGUGAUCUCAUUUUGCACCUGGAGAAUUCACGAAACACUCAAAACAGCGGUGAUGAGCGAAAAAGCGCGUCGGCUCCAAUUCGAGCUCUUCAAGGCGCUAUUGGUUCAGACAAUGAUCCCAGUCUUUUUCGAGUACAUCCCUUAUCAAACUCCUCGGUGUUGCAUU